GGGGAAGGUUUCUGAUUCAGAGGAGGACAAGGUUGAUGAUUCAGAGGAAGGAGAGGAAGAAGAUGAAAGAAUCCGGGAAGACGUUCAAAAUUUUCAAAAACUAAAAAUAUUGGAACAGAUGCAGCACCUACGGCUAUGUGUGGAAAGGGUGGAAAAGAAGAUUACUACCGUUGAAGAAAGUAUUUCAGAAAUUAAGCUACUACUUAAGAAGCCGAUUGGCAAUCAGAACCCAUCUGUUGAGCAAGAGGUUGAUAAUAAUGAUGUGGUAGUUCAGGAUGAUGCUGCGUUUGAGGUCGAGGCUGAGAAUAUAGUGCAACAUACUGCCAGCGAAGAUGCUGGUGGUAUACAUGAUGCUGCCUGUGAGGGUGAGGGAAAGGGUGCCGCUGCAGAUGUUCCUAUGAAGACCACGAGUGUAAGUGAAGAAACUGCAAUUGCAGAUGGUGAUGGGGUGGCACAUAGGCAGAUUUCUCCGACAGCAGAUGUAACCGCUAAUGAAGAUUGUGUUGAAGCGGAAGGUGGGGACGUUAGCAACCCCUUAAACAAUGAAGGUUGCAAAUAGGCAUAUUUCAUCAUCUCAACUGUGGUGACUGAGGUGAAUUGGGAAAUUGAGCAGAAUAAGGAAGACAUCAACUUCCCAGAUAUUAUGAUGUGUUUAAAUGAGGUAAAGAUGUGUUUUUGAGUUUGUAUUAUCCGUGUAUUAAUCUCAAUGUUGGUGUGCAUAUUAGUGUUCAUUCCAAUGACAUGAGAAAUAAAUGCAUUUGAAGUUAUAGUUUGUAAACUAAGAUUGUCUGUGAUGCAUUUUAAGUUAUGGUUUGGAUAUCCCUGUGUAAUAAGAGUCUGAGCAGGUGGAGGAGGAGGUGUUAGCUCCGUUAACAACGCCCAGUCCAUUUGAAAAUUUGGAUUGGGAUGGAGGCGAUGUUGGGAGUGCACCACUUGAUGUUGAGGCUUCUGGAGUUGUUAGCACGAAACAUCGACGAUAACAUCGAUGACGAUAUUGCAUCUCUCAAGGCUUGGAUUGAAGAACCUGAUAAUGUUGAACCCAAGACUGUUGUUCUGAAUCUCCCAUCAUUUGAUGAAGUGGAGAGGGAGUUUUUCCGUGAACUUGUUCAACCAGAUGAGACUAUAUGGUCCUAUCAUAUGGAUGCUCUAUCGUGCCUGCUUCUAACAGAUUGUAAGCCGGACAAGCCGUAUAAGCAUAUAAACCCUUACUUUACGCAUCAACUGUUGAGUACGGAUGUUAAGGAUGAGAGCGUCUGGACUGCUGAUAAAUAUCUACCAGCUGUGGAAUGGAGAGAUUUGGAAAAGGU
This is a messenger RNA of Cuscuta epithymum, 1307 nucleotides long. Lineage: Eukaryota; Viridiplantae; Streptophyta; Magnoliopsida; Solanales; Convolvulaceae. The record is from the annotation of a GenBank genome assembly.